Messenger RNA from Cooperia oncophora, 993 nucleotides. The record is from the annotation of a GenBank genome assembly. Lineage: Eukaryota; Metazoa; Nematoda; Chromadorea; Rhabditida; Trichostrongylidae.
AUGAACGGGAAAGGAGCAGCCUAUGCGUCCAUAGCGCUUUCCAUUGGUGCCACGACGAUGAUAGUCCUUCUGGCAAGUCGUCUCUCUACGAAACUUGGUGAAAUAUCUGCUGAAGUCGAAAGCGAUAUGCGCGACUUUCGAGACAUGGAAAAGCAGGCCACAUAUCACGUGCGUGUAGCUCGUUCCACACGACGCAUUCUGCAUCCUCAUCGUACCGUACACAACCGUCCUAAUCGGCAAACUACGGGCCAAUGUCAGUGCAACGGUGAGAAUAACUGCCCGUCUGGACCGGCCGGUAUACCCGGUCAACCAGGAGAGGAUGGAACGCCAGGUCUACCAGGUGAACGUGGAGCUCCGGGUGCUCGUGGAAACGCUCCUCCAGUCACCUUGGAUGCACGUGGACAAUGCAGAGUGUGCCCUAACGGUCCUCCUGGACCACCAGGCCCACCUGGUCAACAAGGUCGGCCUGGACCCGAUGGUCCAAAUGGAGGUGGAUACGGUUCCUCACCACCGGGUCAACCUGGACAACCAGGACAAGCCGGCGAAGCCGGAAGGCCGGGUAAUCCAGGUAAAGCAGGACCUCCCGGUGACCGUGGAAGCGAUGGAACCAGAGGUGGCAAAGGACCCAAUGGUCCAGCUGGUCAACCGGGAGCCCCUGGAGAACACGGUCAAGCUGGCGAAAAUGGCCCACCCGGCAGGGAUUCCAUGUCAGGGGCACCUGGUCCAAGUGGACCUGAGGGACCACCAGGUGAAGCUGGAAUGCCUGGAAUGCCUGGACAACCCGGUCAACCUGGAGGACCUGGCAAAGAUGCUCACUACUGUCCUUGCCCCGGUCGUGGCUCUGUGCUGCUCAGUGCCAAUGUCAAUGUUCACAUGCGAGGUCGCGCACGAGCUGUUGCAGCUGUUGCACGAGGUCGCGCACGAGCUGUUGCACGAGGUCGUGCACGUACACACGUCAUUCGCAAGAAGGUAAAGAAGGUCAAGAAAGCCUAA